AUGGACCAUGCAGACUGGGACUCCCUGUUCCAGUUCGUGUCCCAUUCCAGUCUGGCGACGCCUGAACUCGACGACAAGCCCGCAGAUUCGCCAUAUUCCCAAGUCCCAACGCCCCCCCAGUCCCAAGAUGGCUCGCCAACUGAGCCAGAUGAGGGCGUCGAGGAGAACCCCCUUGUCUCCGUCUCAACGACGUUCUAUCCUGGCGCACAGACGCGCACGUUCCCGCCAGACGUCGCCCUGUUCUCAUCCGACUCAGUUUUCUUCUACACGCAUACUCAUAUCUUGCUCUCGGCGUCGGACAAUGGUUUUCGGUCCCUCCUGCUCAAUUGCCCACAACCCUCAGGGAAUGCCCCGAUGGUCAAUGUCCCAGAAACAUCGGCGGUGCUGAAUGUCAUUCUGCACACAAUAUACGACAUGUCUUGCGCGCAUUAUUCGCCGUCGUACGAAGUAUUGGCUACAGCUGUCGAACGACUGCCAUUCUACGGGAUCUCACCUAUGUCUCGGAUACUACCCACGUCGCCACUUUAUACCCUCUUGCUCUCUCACGCCCCCAUUCGUCCAUUGGAACUAUACGCAUUAGCUGCCUCAUUCGAGCUCGAUGCAUUGGCCGUCGCGGUAUCAUCACACUUGCUGGGCAUGCAUUUAUCAUCAGUCACAGACGAGUUGGCUCGACGCAUGGGUCCGAUUUACCUCAAGCGGUUGUUCUUCCUUCAUUUUGGUCGAAGCGAAGCUCUGAAACGCAUUCUCUUACCCCCGCCGCAUCCCCACCCUCCGACUCCAAUGUGCGACUUUGUAGAACAAAAGAAGCUUACCCGCGCGUGGGCUUUAGCAUCUGCCUAUUUCGCGUGGGAUGCACGACCAGAUGUCUCUACUUCGACCAUGGAAGUUGCUUUGAGACCGUUGCAAGAACACUUAACUUGUGACCUCUGUCGAGAUACACUCAAGGAACGAAUCAAAGAUGUCAUCGUACAAUGGUCAAUUGUCAAGGUUCGUGUUACUCUUGUUAGCGCAUUAUGUCGGCUCAUCGUGCGUCAUGUAGCGAACUAUAUAGCAGACUCCAAUGCUUCCUACCGGACGAAAGUACCAUACACUUCUUGGUAUUUUUACGCAUCUGCACUUCGUAAGCGCCUAUCAAAAAUGCCUUCAACUUCGCAACAAAAUUCUCCAGAACCGGGCACAGCUGACGUCGAAAACAGAGAAGCUAGCGACUACGGUUCAGAAGGCGACGUAGCAAACGAUCUAGAGAUAUCUGACAGCCCGGAUGGCUUCGUGGAAGGAAUGGAUCUCGAGGGUUUCGCGGGACCGUCAGAACCUGUCGUGAAGCCGCUAACACCAGAGUCUCUCGCAGCUUUCAAGGCUGCUCAGGACAGGGCUGGCGUUAUAUACAUCUCCAGGAUACCCCCUGGAAUGCGUCCAGCGAAGGUGAGGCAUCUGAUGAGCGCAUAUGGCGAAAUCGGUCGUGUUUAUCUGCAACAAGAAGAUGCGAAGAAGGCGUAUCUUCGUCGCAAAUACACCUCAACGAAGAAGGCCCACUUUACUGAGGGCUGGGUCGAAUUCAAGGACAAGAAAGUAGCGCGGAGCGUUGCUGAAAUGCUCAAUGCUCAGCCAAUCGGAGGCAAGAAAGGCACUCGUUGGCGCGACGACGUCUGGACAAUGAAAUAUCUGCCUCGGUUCAAAUGGAAUAUGCUCACCGAACAAGUUGCUCAUGAAGCGGCAAUACACACGUCUAAGCUACGAGUCGAGCUUCAGCAAUCCAAGACCGAGCAACGCGAGUAUCUGAAGAAUGUCGAACUCGCCCGUGUGCUGGAUAAGCGUGCUGAGAGGAAGAAAGAAAAGGGCGAAGAAUUUGUGCUGAAGCCCAAUACAAAAAUACGGGAACGAAAGGAGAGUGACGAUGGCGCACCUCCUAAGAAGCGCAACAAGCCCACGGCGAGCUCAAGUACUGCUGAUAGUAGUCAAGAGUUGGGUGGCGUGUUGAAUAGUAUAUUUUGA
Messenger RNA from Pleurotus ostreatus (oyster mushroom), 1992 nucleotides. RefSeq lists its product as uncharacterized. The transcript has 6 exons. Bases 1 to 1992 code for a protein of 663 amino acids. NCBI's taxonomy places the organism in Eukaryota, Fungi, Basidiomycota, Agaricomycetes, Agaricales, Pleurotaceae. Gene Ontology annotation, cellular component: nucleolus. Gene Ontology annotation, biological process: endonucleolytic cleavage in ITS1 to separate SSU-rRNA from 5.8S rRNA and LSU-rRNA from tricistronic rRNA transcript (SSU-rRNA, 5.8S rRNA, LSU-rRNA); endonucleolytic cleavage in 5'-ETS of tricistronic rRNA transcript (SSU-rRNA, 5.8S rRNA, LSU-rRNA); endonucleolytic cleavage to generate mature 5'-end of SSU-rRNA from (SSU-rRNA, 5.8S rRNA, LSU-rRNA). Gene Ontology annotation, molecular function: RNA binding. The record is from RefSeq and is a predicted model, not a curated record.